Mizuhopecten yessoensis (Yesso scallop) is the source of this 2901-nucleotide messenger RNA. Its product is annotated as prominin-1-A-like. Lineage: Eukaryota; Metazoa; Mollusca; Bivalvia; Pectinida; Pectinidae. The transcript has 12 exons. The record is from RefSeq and is a predicted model, not a curated record. Gene Ontology annotation, cellular component: membrane. Bases 168 to 995 code for a protein of 275 amino acids.
UCAACACCACAGAAGUCACUGGGAGGAUUAACAGUGUGAUAGAUACUGCACUACCAAACAUUGGCAGUAUAACUAUAAUCCCAUCAGGAUUAAAAACUCAACUCGAUAAUUUCUCUAGCUCAGGGGUGGAUGCAAUCAAUUUCACACAGUACACAGACCAGUUGAACAUGGACAUCACUACAUCACCAUUGGAAGAUGCAGUUACUCGUCUUAACACUUCAGCUGACAGUUUAGCAGCAGAUCCAAGUAAAACCACUGCAGCAGAAAGCCUGAGGAACCAGUCCGCCAUUUUGCAGGCUUUGAAGGAUGAGGAAGUUGCAAAUAUUAGCAAACAGUUUGAUCAACUCAAGGCUGUAGUGACACAUUUACAGGGUUACACGGACAUACAGAAUAGGACAAAAAACCUGAUUGACGGACUUACAGCAGCCCAAGAUAAUUUUAAUAAUGGCAGUACCCGGAUUGUUAACGAGAUGUUGAAGCUGGUGACCAGGAAUAUUUCCACAUUUGUGCAGACUGAGAUAGAUGGAGUAAAAACUAAGAUAGAAACUGACAUCGGCAAGUGCCAGCCUCUGUAUGCUGCCACCCAGCAGGCUUCUGAUGCCUUCUGUCUCGUCACUCUAGACCCAUUCAAUGGUUUCUGGUUUGGUCUAGGCUGGGGCCUGUCAGCAUUCAUCUUCUGUAUUGUUUUUGCCCUGUGUCUAGCCAGUCUCUACCAGCGAGAGAAGGCUUAUGACAAGUUUUUAGACAACAGUAGGAGGAAAGCCAGGCAUACACAGGAACUGGACAGUCCGGACAUGGAGAUGUACCAAGGUCAGGCCGGCUACAAUGCGUACGGCCACCAGGAUAAUGUACCGUUAACAAGCACGGAGGCAGGUUAUCAAAAAGGUGGGCGAGGCAGGGGCGUGCCAAACGCGGCCUACGACAAUGGUCAGCAGCAGGAUCCAUACUUACGUAAUGAAGCCCCUGGCAGUAAGAAGAGGAAACAGUACUACUAGCUUGAUGGAGUCCUUUUGAGUUGUCAUAGCUCAGGUUUCUUACAAAGAUUCCUAAUGCCAAAAUAUUUUUGGGAAUAUGUUUUUAAAAUUUUGAAUGAAUUGCCUUUUCAUAGAAAGUUGUUAUGGAAUAUGUCAGCUGUUUGCUGACAAACGUGCUACUGUUAGAGAAAAACUACAAUCCAUCAUUAAUGAGUCCUCUGAGGACCAGUAUUCUGAAGCUUGUUGCUAUGUUUAGAGUAAUGAGUUUGUUUCCUCCCAUAAGAAUUCAUUUUGAAAACCAAAUAGUAAUAAAAUUCAAACCAAAACCAAGAGAGGAUGACGUUCAUUGAUAUCCUUGGUCCCAAAAUUAAGUAAAGGUGAUAUCAUUAUUUGAUUAUGACAUCCCAUAAUACUUAAGGUAGAUGGUAACACUGCACCUGUCAAAUCAUUAAGAAGAGUUCCACUCAGACCGGUUUUCCUUUAAGAGAGUAUUCUCCCUUUUAAGAAGAAGAUGAAAUGAAGAAAAGAUUUUGUUUUUGACUUCUUAGUUGGGAGCACAUUUGAAUGCUGUGCAUUAUAAUUCCUGGAUAUCAAUAUUGGUAACGAGUCGUGUUUGAAUUGUAUAGGUCUUGCAGUCAUUGCCAGCUAUAGUAUUUUUUGUUUGUUUUUAUUAUAUCAAUUUUCAAUUAUUGUAAAAUUUCAAACAACCAUGAUUACAGUAAAAUGUGUUGUAACAUGUGAUUGAUAUGAUGAUUCCCUUUACCUGAAAGGUGAUAUAAUGAUUUGAUCAUUGUAUCCCAUACUACUUUAAGUUGUGAGUGAUAUGAUUGGAGAAAGAUGAUAUAUUGUAUUAUUUAUACAAAUAUGUUCCUAAUGUUGCAACAGAAAUGUCUGCAGUAGAUUGUACAUUAUGGUAACCAUAGAUAUGAUAAUCAGGUUUUUCCCUGAUAUUUUUUUAAGAAACAUUCCAAACAUAUACAUUCCAAAUGCCUAAAAGAGGUGUUUCCUAAUUAUAAAAUUUACUUAUUAACUAUUAAUUUGUUUCUUUCUGAAUAUUCAUUAUAACACAACCUGAAAAUGUUACAUAUUUUUUGUUUUACAUUUUUUUGCUGUAUUGAAAUGAUUUCAUUGUACAGCCAGAUUUCCUCCUGUUUUACAAACUACAUAUCUGACUAGUGUUACUUAAAGCUCCAAUUUCUUUGAACUAUAAAUGUAUACAUUCGUAAGUAACACUGAGUACUAUAUCAUGUUACUAUUGCUGUCACCAUAGGAACAAAGUUUGUUCAUGUUACUGGUUUCUAUACAUUCCAAAGUCACACUGAGUUCCAUAUCAUGUUACUAUUGCCGUCACCAAAGGAACAGAUUUAUAUCAUGCUACUUAAUUCUAUGCAUUCCUAAGUAACACAGAGUUCUCAUAUCAAAUGUUACUUGUUUCUAUACAUUGCAGAUCAACACUUAAUUCCCAUAUCAUGUUACUACAUGUAUUGCCUUUACACAAAAAUUACAGAGUUAAAUCAUGUUACUGGUUUCUAUGUAUUCCUAAGUGACACUGAGUUCCUAUAUCAUGUUACUGGUUUCUAUGUAUGCCAAAGUAACAAGAGUUCCAUAUCAUGUUACUGGUUUAUAUGUAUGCCAAAGUAACAAGAGUUCAAUAUCAUGUUACUGGUUUCUAUGUAUUCCUAAGUAACAAGAAUUCCAUAUCAUGUUACUGGUUUCUAUGUAUUCCUAAGUGAAACUGAGUUCCUAUAUCAUGUUACUGGUUUCUAUGUAUGACGAAGUAACAAGAGUUCCUAUAUCAUGUUACUGGUUUCUAUGUAUGCCAAAGUAACAAGAGUUCCAUAUCAUGUUACUGGUUUAUAUGUAUGCCAAAGUAACAAGAGUUCAAUAUCAUGUUACUUGUUUCUAUGUAUUCCUAAGUAACAAGAGU